CUUCCAAAGCUUUCCAAGUUAAGGAAGUCUCGACUCGACGACAAAGCAUAGUUUAUCCUUUUAAAUACACUCCAGCAGCCUCGCGUCCAGAGCUAUUGAUAUAUAAACGUAGAGACAGAACCGCUAUACCUGCCACACCCAUUCUAAAAAACUACAAUGGCAUGAAAUUCGGCCACCUCCUCAUUCACACCGCGCCCAGACAGGACUUUAUUCGAGCAGGUCUGCGAGAUAAACGCAGUGGAGAGUUCAGAGACUUCUUGUAUUUCAGCAUUGGCAGAUCACACAGACACACAUAUCAGGAUGUAUCAAAACUCUCCGUUCCGCGUCUGUAUGAUUAUUUUGGUGCUGUUUCCGAGCACCGAGUUAUGUGAGCUGAGGCCAGUGCAUGCCCUGGUUCCUAAGAGACUGCCCGCCGGUUAUGUCAUCUCUAAAGUCACAGAAGAAUUAAAUCUCAAAGGCUGUGCAGUCAAGCCUGUGGCUUUUACCACAAGCGACCCAGACUUUGCUGUAAAUACAGAUGGAACCAUUAUCACAGUUCGCAGUAUGGUGAUUACAACAAGGACGUUUUCUGUGUUGGUGCAGGAUGAGAGUGGUUUUGAUUGGAGAGUGGACAUUAUAUUGUCCUGUACAGACAAGGCAUCUCAGAAGUCUGGCAAUGUGGUUCACAAACGUUAUAAGAGAAGAUGGAGACCGUUGCCUUUCUCUAUUGUUGAGAAUGAUGGCCCUAAAUUCCCAAAGGAAGUGGAGACGAUUGCGUCUGAUUCUUCAGUAAAUCACACUGUGUAUUAUGAGAUCAGUGGGCCUGGUGUUACCACAGACCCUGUAGGCUUAUUCCAGCUGAACAAGGACACCGGCAUACUGAGUGUGACAAGGGCCGUCGACCGUGAGCAGUACCCCCAAUUCAUUUUUAUGGCUCGAGUGUUUGACAGACUUAGCCACCAGGAAACUGAUCAGCCUUUGCCCAUUACCGUGAUUGUGGAGGAUAAGAAUGACAAUGCCCCUGAGUUCAUAGGAAGUCCCUUCUUCACGGUGCCCGAACGGUGCAAAGCAGGUACAGUUAUUGGGCAGGUGAAUGCCACAGAUAAGGAUCAGGCCAAAACCCCCCACACCUUGAUCAAGUUCACUUUACUCAAUGCUACCGACAUGUUCUCCAUUGAAGCUUUUACCGGAGUAUUAACUGCUAAAACCAACACACUGGACAGAGAGGCGCAGGACAAAGUCUACGUUUCCAUAGAGAUUAAAGAUAUGGGUGGAGCUCAUGAUGGGCUCUUCAACAGAGGAACUGCUGUCAUUACACUCACAGAUGUUAAUGAUAACCCUCCCACCUUUAAAGAGAAGUUGUUUAAGGCACAGGUCCAGGAGAACAAAGAAAAUGUGCUAGUUCUUAGGAUCCCAGUGGAAGAUAAGGACUUGGUGAACACUGCCAACUGGAGGGCCCUGUUUGAGGUCACCAAGGGAAACGAGAGUGGAAACUUCAGGAUGGAGACAGACCCCAAAACCAACGAGGGGCUUCUGUACGUCAUAAAGUCAUUGGACUAUGAAAAAACUCAGAUGGUAAAGCUGGAAAUUACUGCCCGUAAUGAAGCUCCACUUGUUGGGACUAACGCCGGCUGGCUCUCUGUCCCAGUGGAGCUCUCUGUGGGAAAUGAAGAUGAGGGACCAGAGUUCACUGCUCCCAUUCUAUGGCUCAAGGUCAAGGAGAAUGUUCCCAAUGGAACUAUCAUUGGAACCUAUACAGCUUUGGACCCAGAGACAAAGAACAGCAAUGGAAUAAAGUACUAUAAGAUGACUGACCCAGGCUCCUGGAUCACUGUGGUGGAGAACACUGGAGAACUGAGAACUGCCAAUACUAUAGACCGCGAAUCACCUUUGGUCUUCAACAAUACUUACAACAUAACUGUCAGAGCAGUGGAUGAGAGUAAGAAGACUGGAAAGGGAAUGGUUAUAAUCCAGAUCGAGGAUGAGAAUGAUAACAUGCCCCAGAUUCCAAGCAAUGAGCUGGUCAUUUGUAGUAAGGGCAAUUCGCUAGGCUCGGUUCUGAUUGAAGCUGUGGACAAAGAUGAGACACCUUACUCGACUCCCUUCCAUUUCGAAUUUGGAGCAGAACAUGAUGGGAAGUGGAGAUUGAAGGAUGCUACACUUAACUCUGUGGUGCUGGAACAGGCUGUGGACUUGCCCAACGGUCUGUACAAUGUACCAUUGCUGGCGAAGGAUCUGCAGGGAUUUGGGAAAGAGCAGAUCGUGAAAGUGCGAGUGUGUACCUGUGAAAGGGAGGAAAAUGGAGUGGGGUCAUGUGGGGCUCGCAGUGCCUCUACCUCUUUGGGCAGCUGGGGAAUCCUUGCCUUAGUUCUCUCUGGCCUGCUGCUGCUACUUUUAUGUUUGUUGCUCAUCUUCAUGUGCACCACUAAGAGAGAAAAACUGUACAUUAGUGAUGAUACUGGAACAGGAGGAAUGCUGCUAAAAUCCAACACUGAGGCGCCUGGUGAAGAAGUGAAAGAGGAGGCUUUUAUGAAGAUCUCUGGGCCAGAUGUUUUGGACGGAUCAGUUCAAGGCAUUCAAAUCACGGAUAGUAAGAACAUGGGUUCAGCUGGAGGACACUAUGGGAAUCAAUAUAUCCAGGGGGGAGGCGUGUACAACAGCACCACUCAAGACUUUGGGACAGAAAAAUACAAUUUUGCCGGCCAUCACAAUAGCAGCCUCUACGGCAACCCAGUGUACCAGAAAUACUCGAACACGAGUGCAAUCGACACAUGGAGAACCAAUGAGCGCUACUUGGGCAAAAAAUUGGCUUACUUCGGAGACGAGGAGCAGGGACGGUACGCCGAUGAUCUGCUGAAGACCUACGGACACGAGGGGGCGGGGUCUCCUGCAGGCUCUGUAGGGUGUUGUAGUGUUUUGGGUGAACCGGACUCACUGGACUUUUUGAACACACUCGGCCCUAAAUUUAAACCACUUGCUGACGUCUGCACCAGGAACACUCAAGGCGGGAACUAACACUCAGAGAUGAUUGAGAUGAGAGAGUAUUUUAUGCUGGAUGCCUGGAGACUUCAAACCAAGUCUUUUUGCUGAAUUAAUCAAGUAGAAGUGUGUAUGUGUAUGCAUGGGUAUGUUAACUUGUGUAUGAGUGUGUUAUGAUAAAAAGAAGCCUUUUUGUAAUUAUUUGCUACUUCUGCUCUGCUUUGCAAACCUCUGCCUUACAGAGCGAAGGGAGAGACAGUUUCAAUAUUAGUACAAAGAAAAGACAUUAGUCUCUCCCUAAGAUCAAUUGAAAUUCGCAGCCGUGAUAAGUAUUACCAGAGUCUGUAUGUACAAGAAGAGGACUGAGUGCAUUUUGGGGACAAGACAAAGACUUUCCAAAUGUGCUGUGCAUCAUGGAUUUUGUUAUUAAAUGUGUGGAAUUCAGAGCACUCUUCACCCCAUCUCCAUCUCGAAUCUACAGAAUCCUAAGGAUGUGAUGUUUUACUUGAGUAUUCUUGUUAUUCUUUACAUCUUACAUCUUCCUCCUGAGACCCAGCAAAAUGCCAGUUUUUGUAUUAGGAUUUUGAAAAUGUUGUUAUAUGCAGUAUAAGAGUCAUAUUUUAAAAACAUCACAGAAAAGCCCAGAAUGUCCGCUUUUAAGAUACUCAAGGACUUAAAACUGUGGCAUUCACAGCUAUUUACUAAAAAUGAUUGUCCUCUAUAGGGUACACAAAUGAAAUGCUGGAUUCCAGGAGUCGUAAAACAGUAUAGUUGCAAUGGGAUUUAAAAAAAUAUAUAUUUCAAUUAAGAGAAACCAAAUGUUUUGUUUGUGAGUGUCACUUAAUGCUUUAAAUGAAGAUAUAGGUGAAAGAACUGGUAAAAUAUGGGAAACCGACUCUUAGAAGUACAUGUUGUUUAGCUGUUUGAUAUUUCUGUUUUGUUCAGCACCUUUUAAUUUUUUCUUUUUUUUUACUUGUGGUAAACAUUAAAAAAUAACAGUUUCAUGUAGAGGGUUGGUCUGUUUACAGAGCUAUUAAAGGUGUGUGCUUGUAAAUAUUUUAAUAAAAUCGUUUACAGACCUUA
Myxocyprinus asiaticus (Chinese sucker) is the source of this 4041-nucleotide messenger RNA. RefSeq names its product desmocollin-2-like. Gene Ontology annotation, cellular component: lamellipodium; plasma membrane; presynaptic active zone membrane. Gene Ontology annotation, biological process: regulation of axonogenesis; synapse assembly; homophilic cell-cell adhesion. Lineage: Eukaryota; Metazoa; Chordata; Actinopteri; Cypriniformes; Catostomidae. The coding region runs from base 301 to 2994 and encodes 897 amino acids. Gene Ontology annotation, molecular function: calcium ion binding; cadherin binding. The transcript is spliced from 16 exons. The record is from RefSeq and is a predicted model, not a curated record.